This is a messenger RNA of Papilio polytes (common Mormon), 1146 nucleotides long. RefSeq lists its product as uncharacterized. Gene Ontology annotation, biological process: regulation of transcription by RNA polymerase II. NCBI's taxonomy places the organism in Eukaryota, Metazoa, Arthropoda, Insecta, Lepidoptera, Papilionidae. Bases 100 to 846 code for a protein of 248 amino acids. The transcript has a single exon. The record is from RefSeq and is a predicted model, not a curated record. Gene Ontology annotation, cellular component: transcription regulator complex; nucleus. Gene Ontology annotation, molecular function: DNA binding.
CGGCCGUUCGUGGCGUGUUCGUACAUAAACGUAUGAACUUUUCACAUUAAAGAUCCUACAGUGUAAAUUUUUUGUGUAUACUUGAUUAUUUUUUUCGAAAUGACCUAUUUUUGCCGUUUGAAUGUCGAUCAAUUAAUAGUUUGUGUUCACAAAAGGCCAGCACUAUGGAACAGACAUUGCGACAGUCAUAAUAACAGAUACAAAUCAAAACAACUAUGGGAUGAAGUUGCAUCGGAGUUAAAUAUGUCUGUUGAAAAUGUUAAAAAGAAAUGGAAUAAUUUGAGAGACCAAUUCCGCAAAGAGUAUGUUAGAUUAAAUAAACCUGGAAAAUCAGACACAGUGGCUACUAUUAAAACUUCUUCUUGGUCGUAUUACGAAAAAUUAUUGUUUUUAGCCAAGCAAAUUCUCCCUAAAUCUAUGCGAGAACACCGUCAGAGUCCUCCGCCGUCAGAAGUGGAUAGCCCCGAUGACGAUGUCUCUGAAGAUAACGGAGCAUCGUCGCCGUUUGACGGAACUUUAUCGGAAUCGAAGUCAGCACAAAUAAUUUCAGUAAAGAAUUCAUUGGCAGAACAAUCAUUUCGCGAACCUGUUAAACAAGUCUGUAUAUGUAAAACGAAAAAAAGAAAUCUUGACGUGGACCAAGAACCUGUAGAUGCUGAAAAACCGAAACAUGAAUCUAUUAAGCAUAGACGGAAUUAUAGUUUAACCGAAGAUCCUGAUCGAAACUUUUUGAUGAGUUUACUACCUUACCUGACAGAAGUGCCCCGAUGUAGAAAACUAAUUGUUCAACGAAGAUUGUUAGACGUGUUUAUGGAAGAAGAAAGAACUAAAGAUUGGGACGAUUAAAAAAGCUAGGUCCUAGACUUUGAAUGAAAAGAAUAAAACCCUCCACGGCAACGGUAAAAACAUAAUACGAACAAGCCUGAUGCUCGUACACACUGUUAUGUGUCGAUAUUUCGAUUUUGGUAUAAGCCUACGGUUACGGUAACUCAAUGACUGACUAUCGGCUAUCUAAACUGACAGGUAUAUGAUACUUUCUCAAUUUAUACUUCAGAUACAACUUAAUUGUGCCCAAAUAAGGUACAACAAUCUUGAUUAUUUCUUCAAUACUGUUCAAAAAGCUGACGUCUUCGUUUUAGAGUAGUA